GCGCUCCAAAGACACAUGCUGGGUGCGCGCGCACGUGGUCGUGAACGUCAGUGAGAGAGAGAGAGGGAGAGAAAAAGAGAGAGGCAGAUACGGAGUUUGAGAGAGCCGUACAGCCACCCAAAGACCGUCCCGUGGAGCUAUACUCUCAUUACGCACAAUUACGCACCGACAGGUACUUUGUUCCGGAGAGCCCUCGGUGUGACGGGGCGGAUUCUUCAUGCAAUAGGAGGAAGAGUUGUUUUCAUCCAUACUGAGGCUUUUCAUCUUGAACAGUUCUAUAGCUGAGCAGAGCCCACACAGGAAUGGUGGAUCACCUGCCCCUUGGUGAGGAGACCUUCCUGUACUACACUCACUCCCCGGGAGCGGACUACCCCUGCUUUCACACCGGCGGUGCUUUAUCCCAGGGUGCUAUGGUAACGGACGCCUGUAUCAGCCACAGUCAACAACCUUACCCGGGGGUGACCCUGUCCCUCUCCUCGGGUAUGACACUGUCUGAAGAUGACCUGAGUGACUCGUCUAGUCCCCGCUCAUCUCUGUGCUCCAGCCCAGAGUCCCUGUCUCCGUCCUCGCACCACACGUUUGGGUCCAGCUAUGAGAGCAGGAGCAACUGCAGCAGUGGGAGCUCCUCAGGCGAGAGCCAGGACAGCCUCCUGGACCUGCUCCUGUCCCAGUCCAGCCUCAACAGCUCAGCCCCUUAUCAUCACGGCAGCACCACCUCCCUCUCUUCAGACGUCUCAUCCCCUCCUUCUUCACUGUCCUCAUCACCCACUGCACCACAGUUACCCAUGGGUCUGUCCUGGGAUUUUAAAAAGGAGCAGAGGGUCAGCCUCCAGCACCAAGCCAAAGAGGACUGUUAUGAGUUCCCUGUCUUCCUGGAUGAACUGCAAGACCCGGCGGCGCUCCUCUUCCAGCCCACCUUGGAGGAAAUCGAGGAGUUCCUUGAGGAGAACAUGGUGGUGGCCAUGGGCAGAGAUGAGGAGGCUAGUGAUGAAGAGAUGUCCCCCAUGUCCCAGGAUGCAGACAUGGACAUUAUAACAGGUUCUGCAGAGACCACAUUAGAACAACAGACAGCAGAUCAGACUGUACCUGUGGCUUUUGCUGCUACAAACCCUUCGUCUUCCUUCACAGAGACCAAACCCACACCAGCACUUCUGGACAAGGACAACAUACAUUUACCAAUUGACACCAAUGGCAUCAAGCAGGAGGACCACCCUUCACUAAAAGAGGGCACCAACGCCCAAUCUGGUGUGCCUGUUAUCCUGCAGAUCCAGCCCAUUCAGAUCAAACAGGAACCCACCACAAGUGCAAUUUCUGAUUCUAGCAACCAGCAACAGCAAAAAACUCAAACCACGAAUGCCGCAUCAGACAUCAAAAUCGCCCAACUUCUCGUCAACAUCCAGGGUCAGACAUUUGCCUUGGUGCCUCAGCUACUUCCAACCACGAGCUUGGCCAAUGCAAGCAAAACUGGAAGCAACAGUCCUUCCAAAUUUGUGAGGAUCGCACCCGUACCCAUUGCAGCUAAACCAAUUGGGCUUGGCGAAGGAGGGCUAGGGGGAGGUGUGGCUGCUGGGGUUCUUGGCGGAGCUCAGAGGUACCCGAAAAGCGCCGUAGCGGACCUGAUAAAAAUGCACAAGUGUUCUUUUCCUGGAUGCAAUAAGAUGUACACCAAAAGCAGCCAUCUUAAGGCCCAUCUCAGGAGACACACGGGGGAAAAGCCAUUCGCCUGCACCUGGCCUGGAUGUGGUUGGAGGUUCUCCCGGUCAGAUGAGCUGUCCCGGCACAGGCGCUCUCACUCCGGAGUCAAACCGUACCAGUGCAUCGUCUGUGAGAAGAAGUUUGCCCGCAGUGAUCACCUGUCCAAACACCUCAAAGUGCACCGCUUUCCACGAAGCAGCAGGACAGGACGCGCCACCAACUGACACCCCCAACCCCUGCUCAGACCCCCACCGUGCAAAGACCCCCACCCAGGCCCCCACCCGCCCGCUCAGGACAGACACACAGACAGCCUGCGGGACGGGGCUGUGGAGGGGCUGCUGGGGCUAUGGGACUGUACGUGUGUGAGUGAGUGUGCGUGAAAGAGUGAGAGAGGAGAAGGGUGGUUGAGUCCAAACACCCUUUAAAACGUGUGUGCGGGACUGGGGCUCUUGUGUUAGCCGUGUUUAUGUUCAAAUAUGUGCGCGUGACGUACAUUCUGGUACUGUGAUAAUUUAUUGGGUGGCGAGGAAUGGACUGUAAAAAUAAGCCUGAUUGAAAACAGAAAACUGUUACUUGACAUAACACCUUCACAGGUGAAAUAAGCUUCUUGUAUAUUACAACUGUAUUUGUCUCGUUCAAAUCCUUUAGCUAAUCUAAUUUGAAGACAAAUGAGCUAUUGAGUGUAUUUUUACACUUUUUAAUUGUGUGUUUUGACAUUGAAAUGCCUUAUUUCAGUAUAGCAUCUCUGAGGGAUGUGCUCUGAACACUUCUGUGACGCGUUGUAAAUGUAGAUAUAUAUUUGAUAUGUGAUGUAUGCCAACAAAAGGGAAACCAGUGGUAAAUGAUGGGAAAUCAUGGCGGGGCCAACCAAAAAUAAUAAUCUAAAAAGUGUUGGUAACUGGAAACACAGAACGCAUAUCGCCAUGUGCAGCCUAUUGUAGCAGUAUUAUCACGACAAUAUCCUUUUGACAAUCAUGUACAGUAUUGGGUCAGACAUAUCUGGUUUGGAAACUCAUAAAUUCUGGAUUCCCUGUUAACCAGAACAGAUGGAAAAUUAGAAGGUAAUUCUUGGUUUUAUGUUUAGAAAUACCCAAAGUAUGGCCACUACAAUGCAAUUUAUUGUCCCACCCACACUUAGACAUGAACAUUCCUUUAGCUUGAAGAAGCCUCUUGUUGUCAGUGUGUCAAAGAGUUGAAUUAGAGCCAGUGAUGCCUCUGUAAGUUUAUAAUUAUCUCUGGUCCUUUGCCCAACCAGAUCAUUUGGAUUUUUAUCCAAUUUUGUGGUAUGGCCUGGCUUACAAAUCCAAACUCAUUGUAUCAUCUGGUUCACAAAUGUUUUGAACCAAAGAAAGCAUCAAGAUAAUGACAAACAAUCCUCCCAGACACAUGUGGUGCUCCGUGAGAAGAGCCAUUGGGAGACAACAUUUUGGGUUAUGUAACUUUUUAUUUACUUAAAGUUUUUUACUGCCACUCAAUGAAGAGCAGAGAUGUGUACGACAACUGGAUGUACAACUCAAAGUUUAACUGGUAACUGGAAAGUAUAAAGGCAUAAAAUUAUAUUGUUUAAACCAUAUCAAGAACAGUGGGCCAUUGUUUAGUGUAUCGUUUUAUCACAUAUAUGAGCACUGUUCAUUUCGGACAGUGGAUGGCCUGAUUUACAUUUACAUCUCUAUUUCUAUUCUGGUUCUAUGUCCCUAAGGGCUCCAAUACUGAUGUGACAGAUGUGCGCUUACAACACUGUAUCUUACCAAGUGGCACUUAUUCACCAGGUUAUGUAAAGUAAAAAUAAGUAUGCAAGAAAAGCCAUAUGAUAUCAUUGAACUUGAAGGUGCCCUUUGCAACUUUUCAGGUAGCAGGUCUGUCACCUAAUUGUCUCCAUGGAGAUGUUACUGAUUUACCUGUAAUGUAAAAUUUAAAAAGUAAAUUACAAAGUUGCCUCUCCACAGAUCUGACCAAUAACUUGGCCUUAAGUGUCACAUGCUUGUUUCUUUAGACAUGGAAAGGACAGCAAAGUCAUCUCCGUGGAAACAAGCAGUUGGCAGACCCUCCAUCGGAAAAAUUACACAGUGCACCUUUAAUUCAUGAAGAUGCUUUCACAUUAAGAUGUAUUUUUUUCAACAUACCUCAAAAUAAUGUAGAAAACAAAACACAUUUAAGAUUUAUAUGAAUACUGAGGCCCCUACUUUACGCACCAAUGACUGUUGUGUCUUCCGCGUGUGACCAUGCUGCAUCCCACUUGAACCAAAUAGGGGACUGGAUAAGCUCUUUGCUCAGUAUUGUCCCAGUGAUGUGAUAAAGUGUUGUCCUUAAAGGGCCUAUAUUGCACAAAAUUGACUCAUGUGAACUUUUAGUCAUGUUGGAAUAUUGUUACCUUCUCGAAAGCAUACCUGGGGUUGUGUUUUGUUUCAUUCACACAUGUUUGAGUAAUCUUGGUGUAUAUGUCUAGCCUGAUUCAUCAGAUGGUUUCACUUUGUGGAAACAGUCUGAUCUCACAGCAUUAGGAUUUGUUCGCUUCAUGGUAGGAGGGUACCUUUUUUUUUAUUUAACCAGUCGCUGCUGUUAUGUUGUGACUUAUGUAAUGCACCAAAUCCCGUAGGAAGAAGGGCAAUAACGUCUUUCCCCUUGAUAAAAUUCACAAAACAUUCUCUUUGUUUCAGUUUUAAAUCCUCGAUCUUGGGAAUCAUUGUCAACACAGAAUGUAUGGCUCUGUCUACAUCCAUCUCAACCACUUUGUUUACUGUUGUGUUGUACCACAAAAGGGACCCAGACAGGCGCUUGAGUUUGAAAUCAUGGCUUCACAGCUCUUCGCUGAUUGGUCCAGUGCGCGAUCUACAACUUCUGGAGUUCUUGCAAACUGUUUAGUGUUUUUCGAUUCCUGACCUGGCAAUAAUGUGUCUGUCCACAUCUCCAAAGCUCAAAAUGCUCUGUUCCAGACCAAAUUAACAGCUACCUUUUACACUUUGUUCAGUAGAGAAUGGCAGCUCCAGGACCGAAAUAAUCUAAAUGAUUUUAGUGAAAAUGUAUGGAGUUAAACAACACAGUGGAGCACUUCCUAUAUUACCACAUGGUAUUACACGGUGGAACUGAGUGUUUCCCAUUUGAGAGAAGAACUAUGAACUAAGAAAUAUGCAGGAUGUCUGAUAAAGGUGUGAAUGAAAUAAAACACAACUCCUGGUAUGUUUUUAAUGAGGAAACAACAUUAUAAUAUAGAUCAGAAAAUAGUGUAAUAUGGGCCAUUUAAUGUACUUUGACAAAGCCUGAUGAGCACCUGAGAGACGCCUGUAUGGAGGAAAUGUGCAGCCAUACACCCAGAAGAAUGAGGGCCUGUUCACUGGGCCUGUGAAUGUAUGUAAAUAUUGUAUAUGCAUCCAAGAGGAGACAUGAACUAUUCUUUUAGUGAUUUCUGUGAUUUAAAGAUUUUUAAGGCUAUGUAAAUAACAUGAUCAUUCAUAUAUAGUGGGUAUAAAUGCAUAAGUGUUUACACAUCAUGGUUAAAUGGCCGAGAAGCUUUUCAUCCAAGGUUUGGUUUUUGCUUCCUGUACCUUAUUGUUCAUAAUGAGCCAUCAAAUGUGCCUCUUUUAAUUGUGCUCUGUAAACACUUAACAGGAAAAAUGUUCAAAAUGAUAUAUAUAUUUUUGUUGCUUUUGUUCUACGUAAAUCCAUUUACAAAUAAAAAUUUAAAA
This is a messenger RNA of Boleophthalmus pectinirostris (great blue-spotted mudskipper), 5378 nucleotides long. RefSeq names its product Kruppel-like factor 15 (gene klf15). Gene Ontology annotation, molecular function: DNA-binding transcription factor activity, RNA polymerase II-specific; RNA polymerase II cis-regulatory region sequence-specific DNA binding. Gene Ontology annotation, biological process: regulation of transcription by RNA polymerase II. The record is from RefSeq and is a predicted model, not a curated record. Bases 303 to 1919 code for a protein of 538 amino acids. The transcript has 3 exons. NCBI's taxonomy places the organism in Eukaryota, Metazoa, Chordata, Actinopteri, Gobiiformes, Gobiidae.